AUGCUUGCAUUCACAGCAAUCCAAAGAUUGCGCACCGUGCGCACGUUCAUGCGGCUUAAAGCGGGUACCCCGUCUUCGGAGGAGGCGGUCGUCAUCAAACCCAGCGCUUUGCCUGAGGGAACCGCGGAUGUCGCGCGGGCAUGUCGUAUUUCUUCCGCUCUUUUAAGGUUCCAUUCGCCUCAACGGACUCUGCCAAGCCUUGAAAGCGAAACGAAAAGUCCCGCGGAAAGUGCCAACGAGAAUGCAGCUAUGAUCAACCGUGCAUGGAAAGCAUCGGCGUGGGCAGACGCCUCCGGAAAAGCGGCUUACCUAACGCAUGUGGCUCAUCAGCGUCGAUUUGACGGGUUAAGCAUCACAGAUCUGAUCAGUAUGGUAGAUCGCACCUGGGCGUCCUGGGAUGCGACAAAAAAGGCUAACUGGGUGAUGGGGGCCCCUCAAGGGCGACGCGCACUGCGGCUUCUGACGGACGUUGAUUGCGGCAGGAUUCCUGCGAAAGGUCGGGUCGCGGGAAAGCACAACCUCGGGCCGGCUCGCCACGGCUCGUCGUGCAUGGGGAAAAGGGAAGCCAGGUCCCCCCUCAUGCCCUGCGGUCCGAGCGCCGCAGCGAUGUCGUGUAAAACGCCAAGGCGCCAUCCGCUUACACUUCGGGAAUGGGCUGGUUCCCUGUCAACCCACCGCACGGAGAGCCCCUCUCUAGCACACAAACAAGGAGCCUUCGACGCCGCGGUGGCCGCCAGCCAUUCGUUCGAGGCCUCUCACCAUCUCAGCGUGUCGAGGCUGCGACAGCGCAACCGGUGGAAGCGGGAGCUAAAUCGGAUGCUUGGCGGAAAUGACAGUAGGACUUUCCAGGGUUUCAUCAAGGAGCAUCAACAAGAGUACGAAAACAUCCAGGCGCCUACAAAACCCGUGACGGAGGCCCCCAAAGCGUCCAGCACGGAUACCUUUCUAAAUUUUUGCGAUGAUAUGAAUAUCGGUAGCCCUCGGAAAGCCUUUGUUCUACAAAAGAUGAUCCCUUUCUUGGAUUCGAACGAACGCGAGGUCAGUAAUGGCAAUGCUGCGCCCCUCUCUCUGGCGGAAGUCAAGGCAGCAGCUCAAAGAUUCAGCCAAGAGUUCGAUCAAUAUCGUAACGAUAUCUUAAAAAACUGUGGGAAUUCUUUGGCGGUUCAAGCGUACGAAAAGGCUCUCAUUGAUGAAGAACUCACGCAAGUGAGAUUGAAACUAAAUCGGUUUCAGAGUAAAAUACCUCUUUUGCAGCGCAUCGCUAACCUGUGUAUGGGUCUUUGA
This is a messenger RNA of Phytomonas sp. EM1, 1284 nucleotides long. NCBI's taxonomy places the organism in Eukaryota, Euglenozoa, Kinetoplastea, Trypanosomatida, Trypanosomatidae. The record is from the annotation of a GenBank genome assembly.